Linnemannia hyalina is the source of this 1815-nucleotide messenger RNA. Lineage: Eukaryota; Fungi; Mortierellomycota; Mortierellomycetes; Mortierellales; Mortierellaceae. The record is from the annotation of a GenBank genome assembly.
AUGUACAGAUACGACAGGACUUCAACAGUUACCAACGAGGAAGCACAAGUAUCUCCUACGGCUGCCACCACCCUCGCACCAACACUUCAGCAGCAGCAGCAGCAGCAGCAGCAGUCAACCCACCAAUUUUCCUUUCUUCGUCGGACGGGCCAGAAUGCACUCAAUACUAUUUUCAAGCCCGACAAAAGCAAGGACAAAGUCCGUGCGCUGUCCUUUGCAUCCGACAUUUCCGUCUCGACCUCAAUCUCAUCGGGCAACUCCGCUUCGUCUCCAUUACUCUACCCUUCCACAGGACGGCCGUGGUCACUGUUGUCGCAGCAACAGGAUGAGAUAGAGAGCACGGAGUCGCUAAUGGAACGUGGCAGGAAACAAAAGUAUUGGAGGAAAACGAUGAGUAGGAUGGGGAGCAGGCAGUAUAAAGUGACGUCGGACCAUGUCAAGGUGUUGAGAGUUGUUUGGUACUUGACGUUGGUGUUUGGAGAGCAUGCGGUGUUCUGGGUCAUGUUGCGUCGUUGUGAAUGGCCAGCGAAGGAGUCAUGGGACCAGAGCGAGAGAGCAGUUCAGGAACGGUACAAGAUCGUCAUCAUUGCCGACCCACAGCUUACAGACUGGUACUCGUACAAACAGACAGGACUGGCGCUCUGUCUGACAGAGUUUUACACGGAUCUGUUUAUGCGCAAGGGUUUUGCUCGUCUACAUCGGCGACUGCAGCCGGAUAUGGUAUUGUUCCUGGGCGAUCUGAUGGAUGGAGGUAGAGAGACGGUGGCAGAGGAUGAUGGAGGAGUGUAUGAGAAGAAUAAGGGUCGGUUCUUGGACAAGGUGUUUGAUUCGCGGCGGACGGCUUGGAAUCAGGAACCACUUGUCAUGGAUGAGGAAGAUAUAGGAGAGGAGGAGGGCUUGAGGCAAUAUGGCGGUGAAUAUGAAACGAGAUCGCGACAAAUGGAUGAAGCAAGAACAGGAGACACAACAGGACACUAUCGGCAGAUUACGUAUCCAGCAGCAGGUGCGACAGAGAGGGCCCAGAUUCGACAGGAUGGCAAGAGCGCGCGUCUCUAUGUAGCAGGAAAUCACGAUGUUGGGUUUGGAGACACGUUGGUCCGCCAGGCGAUGAAACGGUACAAGGGCGACUUUGGUUCGGUCAAUUACGAAAUUAAGGUUGGCAACCACUCUCUUGUUAUCCUCGAUACGUUAUCCCUGAGCUCGAACAUUACGUCCAUCCGCGAGGAAUCCAGGGACUUCCUUGCGAAGAUGGAACAGGAAAAGCCAAAAGAGCCGCGAAUACUCUUCACUCAUGUCCCAUUAUUCAGACCCGAGACGACAUCAUGCGGCGAGGCGAGAGAGGCCCAACAGCUGAUUCUGGACGGGAACGGCGAGCAGUACCAGAACAUGGUUAAUGCAUCUCUCUCACGAGAGAUCCUGCGCAAGGUCCAACCGGAUAUGAUCUUUAGCGGUGACGACCACGACUGGUGCGAGAUGGGUCACUCCUUGGACGAACGAUUGACCCCUGAAGUGACCCUGCCGACAUUCAGCUUUGCACAAGGAAUCAAGCAGCCAGGUUUCGUCGUUCUCUCGCUUUACAACCCACAACACAUUUCGAGGAAUGCUCCAGAAUCGACGCCUCUGCUCGGAUUCAAUGUUGGUGAGAUGGAAUCCGACCGUUAUAACCAAUGCGAUGUCAUCGGAUUGCGUCUCAAGCUCGCCUCAUCCUCUCCAAGGCUCGACGCUGCAGGAGCAGCUCUGUUCCCCUCAAGAAGCAGCGGCCGAGACGUUCUGUCAACAACAGAAAUCAACAGCGUCUCAUUCCUUCUGCGAUGA